Funneliformis geosporum is the source of this 684-nucleotide messenger RNA. The record is from the annotation of a GenBank genome assembly. NCBI's taxonomy places the organism in Eukaryota, Fungi, Glomeromycota, Glomeromycetes, Glomerales, Glomeraceae.
AUGUCAGUCCAUUGGAAAGAUGAACCCAAUCCAUUAAAGCAAAUCCGUCUUGUAGAUGUUGAAACUGCGUCAGACCUAUGUUGGACCACAAUUAUAUGUGGGAAUCAAACCGAAAAGAGCAGUUUAGCAUAUCAUUUAAAGGAAUGUGAACUCGAUAACAAGCUGGAUAUGCCUAUCUAUUAUAUACUUAAGUAUUAUAAAAGUGUGUUAAAAGAAACUAAUGCUAUAAUGGCUGAGCAGAUGUGUAAAGUAGCUGAAUAUUUUAUUAUCAAUACUAUUAGCUGUCAGCGGUUAAUGGUAAAACGUAAUGCAAUUAACAAGUACAGGGAGGUGGCAUCUGUAGCUUUCAUAUCAUUAUAUGAUUCACAUUAUUUUGCAAUAGGAAUAAAAGUGCAUAAUCUUUUAAGUGCCAUAAAGGGUCUCAAAAAUAAAUAUCCUGUAACUGGCUUAGACUUUACAUUAUUAUAUCUGAAUCUUAUCAUGACAUACAAUCUCUCACCUGAUAAAAUUAUUUUAUCUCGAAAGCAUGCCAAUUCUCUAAGAAAAGUGGAUAAAAGGGAAGAAUUAGAAAAGGAGAUUAGUUUAGCAGAAGCAAGGGGUGAGGUCAUUACAAAUGCUUUAAAAUCUGAAUACUCUUCAGUUUCCUUCAAUGUCGCUUGUCUAGAUGCUCAACAACUCACUUAA